Messenger RNA from Motacilla alba alba, 9914 nucleotides. RefSeq names its product putative homeodomain transcription factor 2 (gene PHTF2). The transcript is spliced from 20 exons. The coding region runs from base 5316 to 7589 and encodes 757 amino acids. The record is from RefSeq and is a predicted model, not a curated record. Gene Ontology annotation, cellular component: endoplasmic reticulum. NCBI's taxonomy places the organism in Eukaryota, Metazoa, Chordata, Aves, Passeriformes, Motacillidae.
UGCUUGGCAUCAGACUUUGUUUCCCUGAGGUUAAGAGGCUAAAAGUGUUUUGUGCAUAAAUCUCUGGGUUAUAAAUAGCUGUAUUAAUUUGGCUAUUUCUGUAGCUCUGAAGUUUUGGUGAUCUUCUUUGGUUUGCCUCUUUGCUUGUGACUCCCUGGAAAGGAUAAUCCUUUUCUCAGAAGCCUUAUUUCUGUUCCAGUAAGGUGUUUAUGAAUGUAUGUAUGCACAUCACCUUGAUGGAUUCCAUUGUACAGUAUUUGCAAUCAGCUUUCAUUUCUGAAGGUGAACGUUGAGAGCAGUGCUUGGAACUUGUGUAUUUAAGAUCCUAAUCCACGUUUGAAGUGGAAUGUUUGUGCAGUUAAACGUUCUGUUGCUAUGUUUUACUGCCAAUGUAUAUUUUUAUUCUGAAUAUAAGUAUUACAAAGGAUAAUACAUGAGCCUGAGUCACCAGAAAAAGAAUUCAGAAACCUAGUUGGUUUAAUUCAAUGUUUGCACUAUAAUUUUUUCCCCUUGUGUUGUGUGGAACAUGACAUACAAAUAAGUUGUCAGUAGUUGUUGAAAACUCCAUGGAGAAUUUCAAGUAUUCCGGUAGUACUGGAUUUAUCCCAAAGCAGAGUUGGCUCAGCUUGUCUCAAAAAGUUGAUCCCGGCUGUGUCCAUAGCUGCCGGGCAUUGGUGUGAAUUCUGGGAGAAAUCAAAGUCCUGGAGGUUUUGAAAGAGGAAACAGUAUUGGUGUGUUUUAGAGGGGGGACAGAGGCGUGUUAAAGAAUUCCAGCCAGCCUGGUGUGAGGCAGUUGACCAGGCAGUGAGGGGUGCAGCGCUGUUGGAGUUGAACAAUGCUGUUCCUGUCACAGCUGGCAGGGGUCACUGGAAAGCAGUGGACUUUAUUUCUUUCCUAAUUCUCCAAAGUUACAUAUUCUGUCUUCCUUGGCUUUUUCUAUACAUCUGUCUUUACUUAUUUCUAGUAGAAAUACUGUUGAAGAAAUUUUUUGUCUUUUCUCAGGACCCCUGUGAGUGAGAAUGAUUCCAGUCAAAGAUUGGAAUUUGGGUUUUCCUUUGUCUGUGAGGAAGUUCUUUUCAUAAUAAAAAGUGUUGUAUAUGGAUUCAUCAUCGGACAGUUCAUGUGGAUUUUUAGCAAGACUUAUUAAGGGCACAAAGCUUGUACAUUGCUUCCUUUGUCUGUCUUCUCCCAUUUGAGUCACUUCUUACUCAGGUGAUGAAACCAAAGUUAAUGGCAGCUGAAAGACAUUAACUACCUACACUGUGACAAAUUUCUAUAAAACUUUUGAUAGGUAGUGUCCCAAAUUAAUAUUCCUAUCCAGAAAAGACAGUCAUAAUUGAGUCCCUCCUUUCUCCAAGAAGUGAGCAGCUGCUGGGCAGUCUGUGUGCUGAGCUCUGAGCCAUCAGCACUAGCCUACUUUGGCUGGCCCAGCCAAGCACUUGGGAUGGUUGUUAUGAUGGGUGGGGGGCAGGAAAAAUAUUAUGGGUGGGGACAAUGGUAAGAGCAGGCAGACUUAAUUGCUUCUGCCCACAGAGCGAGGUAGGCCUGUUUUUUCUGUAAUGUUUUUUUUGUUUUAUGAAGGAAACAAAACAAAACUCUUGGGGUACCUGUCAGAGGUACUGCUGCAUCUUCCUUUUUGAGGACAAUUGAUCAUCACUUACUUAAAGAUAUGUGACGGUGUGAAAAGUAACAGACUUUGAAAGCUUUUAAUAUCGGUUUUCUCCCUUGAGUUUACUGUUGUGUUAUUUAUAAAGGUCCUUCUUGAUGGGUGCAGAGGAGGAAAUGGUUAACUGUUUGAAGAAAUUAUAUUUGGAUUUUUAAGAGCUUAAUAAAUUGCCAUAAGGGAAAAAAGAGUUAAUACUGAUUAGAGUGAUAAUGUAUUGCUGUGUAAUGUUUGGGCAUGCUCUACUUGUAAUCAUAGAAUGAUUUAGCUAAGGGUCAUUGGAGGUCAUCAGUCUGGUCCAGCCCCAUCUCAGAGCAGCUUCAAAGUUAGAGCAAGCACAUAUACAUAUAGAGAUAUAGCCAUUGAAUUGUAGCACAUAUACAUAUAGAGAUAUAGCCAUUGAACUGUAGCACAUAUACAUAUAGAGAUAUAGCCAUUGUAUUGUCAGGAAAUUUAGAAAUACAGCUUGUGUUUGUGGUGAGCUUUUUUGUUUGGUUUUUUUUUUAGUUGAAGGGGAGGAUAUCGGAGAGUUCCUAGAACUAUUCUCUUAUUUCUUGAUUUAUGCAUGUGAAUGGGAUUUUUUCCAAAUUUGUUUCCUCUGGGAAUACAUGUAACAUUCAGUAUUUAAUUCUUUGUUCAUUUGAGGUGGUCUUCGUAGAUGUUCUCCAAAGAGCCUUCCUUUCUGGAAUAAGUCCAAGCAUUGGGCUCCUAUUUGCAAAUAAUUUGUGGUUCUGUUCUUAAAAAAAUAAAAUACAACUGCAGAGUGGGAGAAGAAAUUAAAGCAAUAUCACAUCAAACAUGAAAUCGUGCAAGCCUUGCAUUUUGGAAGUUGGCCAGCGCCAGAUGCUUUUGGGGUUUAGGUGGCUGGCAGAUGCUGGCUUGGCAGCUGAGCACUCUUCGUGUUGAUGUGUCCAAGGGACAGUUUGUUCUGUGUGUGGCUCAUACUCUCCUUGGUAUUGGCUCCUGGCUGCCGUGCCGUCGGGUUCAGGGCAGUGUUUGGAUGGCCCAGCACAGGCCAGUGAUCUCUUUGGAUGCUUUCUUGCAUCCUGGGUUAUGAAGCUUGAGAUUCCCUCAGCUGUGUGUUUAUUUUUUUUCCCCUUAUUAUUAUUGUGUGUUUAAAUAGCUGCUUUCUUUUCGAAUGGGAGUAAAAUCUUGGCUUCAAUGACUUCCUGUGGCAGCGGGUCUAACAGUCUACUUAUGUGUUGUAAUAUAAUAUUUCUCAGUUAAAAAUUUGGCUUUGCUAUCCUCUCAGCUUAGUUAAUAAAUAAAGUUGCCUGUAUUACUGGGAAGCUGUAGUUUUCUUCACUUUAUUUUCUGUUUUUCUCUUGAAGUCUCAUUUAGUUUACUACAAUGCCUUAUUUUUCUGUUCAUGGUUGCCUGUUUCAAUAGGAAAGUCUUUCAACUUGUUGGUAAUUCAUAGCCUGUCUCAGAACCCCUCCCCCAAUAUUUUAAUAUUCUUCUCCCAAUAAAGUAGGUGUAUUUCAAAUCAGAUUGCACAGCUGAUGAACAGAGCUGUACUAUAGUUUUCCUUGUCGUCCCCCUUUCGUUCAGGUCUCCCUGCUCUUCUGACUGUAUUAAAAUGGAUGGCAGAGGUCCCUGAGCUGCUGAAGUUCCCUUCUGGAUUUGAGAUAUCAUUUCUGAAGGCUUUGAGUGGUGUUCGUAGUUUGCUCCCCCUGCCUUCCCUUACAGAUAACAUUGACAUGGUUGUUGCUGAUUAACGUUUAUUUUGCCUUUUCAUUGUUAAAGUUCAUGCAUAUUUUUAAGCUUUGCUACGUUAAGAUUGCCAUUUAAAAAUGUUACUGCUUCAGGUUUUCUUUUCUUCUUUGCAGUAUAAAAGAUGAAUAUAGUGAGCCCUGCUGAACCAUUUAACAGAAGCUUAACAUUUGGAAUAAUAGGACAGGGUUCAGUUCACUCUAUUUCAGAACUUAAUUUAGGCAGUACUUCACAAUAAACGCUUAGUCUACUGGUCCAGAUAGGAGGAGGAGAGGGCAAAUAGCCCUAAUUAGUCGAGAUUAUUGUCAAUGGUGCUUGAGAAGGCUUAUGGGGAGACAUCCAGAGUGUUCAAGCUGGCUGUGGUUGGGGCUGCGCCGGUGCCAUUCGUGCUCACCAUUUGUGCCAUUGGUACUGCAUGAAGCUGUGCGGAGGUGAAUCGUGGGAGAGCUGCUCGUGGCUCAGCAGGGACAGCCAGGGCCUGGGAGCUGUGUCCUGUGUGAUGGAUGGGCUCUGGGGCUGGAAGCUAGUCUCUAAGGACAGUGUCCUGUGGUGAUGCUAGUUUAGAGCAGUUAAAACCCUUGUGGAGUCUUAUGGGGCUAUCCUGACCUUCGCCAUCGGUUGUGUGGACGUAUCUUUAGGAAGAGAUUGUGUGUGCUUGAAGUUCCCUCUUUAGAGCUCUGGGAGCUAGCAGGAAUGUCUCUACCCUUACCUGUCUGGCCCUGGUAAGCAAUGACAUGGUGUCUGUGUUCCUCUCUCUAGUAAAAGUUUGAUGCUUGGAAAAAUCACCUGGAAUUUGCCAUUUCUGGAUGCUCUCGUCCUUUAACAGAGUAGUCACCAGCACAUGUGUGUUGGAUGAGGCCCUGAAUGUCUGCCUCUAUGGCUACUGGGUGCUAAGGUAUGUGAAAGUUAAUGGAACAUAGAGACACCAGACUAGGAAAGUUUAGCGUGUUUGGUUUCGGGAUUAGGAUGGCUCUGCGUGAAGGGGAAUGGGGAUUUGUGUGCGCUUUGCCUUGGACUGGCACUGACUGGAAGAGCUGCAGGCCAGUGGUCUGUGAUCCAAGGAGCUUCUGGGCGCUGGUAUCAGGUGAUCAAUAGCCUGCUCUAUGCAGACUGGAUGCUGCUGUUAAUCUUCAUUAUCCAAUUAGCUGAUUGCAGUGAAGAAUGUUGAUUCCAGAUUUUGUUCAGUGUUCUGGCUGGUUUUAAUCUGUGGCAAUGUUUGCUUUUCAUAGAUAACAGACUCUUUGGAAGUCUUUGACAUCUUUCCAAAGGUUCUUUGAAAGUCCACAUAUGUUCUAUCACUUGCUCUUGUCUAUCAGUUAGUUUGACAUGUCCAGAAAUACUGAUAGACUGAGACAUGAUCUUCCUGUGUAGAAACUGCUGAUUAGACCCUAUCAGAUAGUCUUUCGGGUAUAAUGGUGUUCCAUUUUUAAUGAUUGUUUUGAGGACCUUGCCAGAUACACAUGUAAGGCUUGUUACUCUGCAAUUCCUUGCUUGGAUCUCUCCAGAGACUUUUUUUGAAAAGAAUUUAAAAAUUCAUGCUCAGCAUUUUCAACUCUGUUCCUACAGAACAGUGGCUGUUAUAAGAGGCUGCAGCUUUUUCCGACAGCUCAGCCACUUCAUGCCUCAGCUGCUUCAAAAACUUGCUGGAUAACUAUUUGUAGAACAUGAUGCAAACUUGGUGCUUUAGGAGUGGUUUUCAGCUUCCUGACUGUAGUCAUCAAGAAGCCACAACUCUGCUGUGCAGUGCUUGGUGACAGAUAAACAUGUCUUCCUAAACACAAGUCAGUAUUUCCAGUGAGCAAGAUUUAUUAUUGCGUUAGGAAUCUCAAGAAAGAAGAAAGGAGCAUGGCAUUUUAUUUCAAGUGGCAGAACUCCCCUGGGUUUAAGUGGAGGAAGGAUGACUCCUGCCUAAAAUGAUUCUGUGAAUUCAGUGGAAUAAAUGGCGUCCAGAGUAACUGAUGCUAUAGUUUGGUACCAGAAAAAGAUUGGAGCAUAUGAUCAACAAAUAUGGGAAAAAUCAGUAGAGCAAAGAGAAAUAAAGUUUAUUAGACUGGGUUUGAGAAACAAACCAAAGAAAACAGGACAUGUGAAACCAGACCUCAUAGAUGUUGAUCUUGUAAGAGGAUCUGCUUUUGCUAAAGCAAAACCUGAAAGUCCUUGGACAUCUUUGACCCGCAAAGGAAUCGUGAGAGUUGUUUUCUUUCCAUUCUUCUACAGGUGGUGGCUCCAAGUGACAUCAAGAGUCAUUUUUUUCUGGCUGCUUGUUCUUUACCUUCUCCAAGUUGCUGCUGUAGUGCUGUUCUAUACAGCCCAAAGCCCACAUAAUAUACCUCUGACUGAAGUCAUUGGGCCAAUAUGGCUCAUGUUGCUGCUUGGGACUGUGCACUGUCAGAUUGUUUCAACACGAACUCCUAAGCCACCUCCCAGCACAGGGGGUAAAAGAAGAAGGAAAUUAAGGAAAGCAGCACAUUUGGAAGUACAUAGGGAAGGAGAUGGCUCUAGUACCACAGAUAACACACAGGAGGGAACAGUGCAGAGCUACGGUACAAGCACCUCUUGCAGUAUUGGCGCUGUCUUCAGAGAUAUCUGGCAUGCUGCUUUCUUUUUAUCAGGAUCUAAGAAAGCAAAAAACUCAAUAGAUAAAUCCACUGAAACUGAUAAUGGCUACGUGUCCCUUGAUGGGAAAAAGCCAGGUAAAGGCAGUGAAGAAGGUGUUCAGGGCCAUGAACGUCGGUGUGAAGUGAUCAGGCCAGAAGAGACAGGGUGGAGCCCUUCCACAGUGAGGGAUGCCCUGAGCAACCACAGUCACCACAAAGAUACUCACAGGACUGUGACAAAUUUAUCAGAUGAAGUUUCUAGUGAGGAAGGGCCUGAGACUGGCUAUUCUUUACGCCGCAAUGUAGAACGCACCUCUAGCGACUGCACGCUUCGAAACAGGAAAUCUCACCAUUACAAGAAACACUACCCUCUGGAGGAUACACCUAAGUCAGGUACCAGCUGCAGUUCCCGGUGCUCAAGCUCCAGACAAGACUCAGAGAGCACGAGGCCAGAGUCAGAAACGGAAGAUGUGCUGUGGGAGGACCUCCUGCACUGUGCUGAGUGCCACUCGUCCUGCACCAGCGAGACAGAUGUGGAAAGCCCUCAAGUGAACCCGUGUGUGAAGAAAGAAUUCAGAGAUGACCCAUUUCAUCAGAGUCAUUUGCCUUGGAUCCACAGUUUGAAUCCAGGACUAGAAAAAAUAAGUGCAAUUGUAUGGGAGGGUAAUGACUGCAAGAAAGCAGAUAUGUCUGUGCUUGAAAUCAGUGGUAUGAUAAUGAAUAGAGUGAACAGCCAUAUACCAGGAAUUGGCUAUCAGAUUUUUGGAAAUGUCAUAUCUUUAAUCUUGGGUUUAAUGCCCUUUGCCUUUCGACUUUUCCAAGCUAAAGAUGUAGAACAACUUGCUGCACAUUCUGCCACUGAGCUUUGCAUGACUGCAUUUGGAUCAGAUGGAGAUGUUCUAGUUCUCUCAAUGGUUAUUAUCAGUUUCGUGGUCCGAGUGUCUCUCGUGUGGAUUUUCUUUUUUCUGCUCUGUGUAGCAGAGAGAACAUAUAAACAGAGGCUGCUUUUUGCUAAACUUUUUGGUCAUCUAACAUCUGCCAGAAGGGCAAGAAAAUCAGAGGUACCUCACUUUCGCUUAAAGAAAGUGCAGAAUAUAAAAAUGUGGCUUUCUCUCAGGUCCUAUCUAAAGCGUCGAGGUCCUCAGCGCUCAGUGGAUGUGAUAGUUUCAUCUGCCUUCCUACUGACUAUCUCAGUUGUGUUUAUCUGUUGUGCACAGCUACUUCACAUGCAUGAGAUUUUCCUUGGUUGUCACUACAACUGGGAACUCGUAAUUUGGUGCAUUUCUCUAACUGUUUUUCUCUUAAGAUUUGUUACUCUUGGAUCUGAAACAAGUAAAAAGUACAGCAAUACCUCAAUAUUACUUACUGAGCAGAUAAACUUGUACUUGAAAAUGGAGAAAAAGCCUAAUAAGAAGGAGGAACUGACACUAGUGAACAAUGUUUUAAAACUUGCUACUAAGUUAUUGAAGGAACUGGACAGUCCCUUUAGGUUAUAUGGGCUUACAAUGAAUCCUCUGCUUUACAACAUCACCCAGGUUGUCAUCCUGUCAGCUGUUUCUGGUGUCAUCAGUGACUUGCUUGGAUUUAAUCUAAAGCUCUGGAAGAUCAAAUCUUGACAGUAUAGAAAGAAGAUGAAAUAACACAGUGUUACAGAAAAGGUCAUUGAUGGACAAAACUGCCUCACAGCAGCCACUGAAUCUGUAUUUCAGAAGCUACAACCUCUUCAAGGAAGUAAUUUGGAAAACGGAAGUGUUUACAUCUGUCUUGUGCAAUCUUUGUAUUUAUUUCAUCUUCUCACUGGUUUAUGUUUGUUUUAAUUGACAUUUAUGUUUUGUUUUCAAAUUACUUGCUUUGUUCUGGAAAGGGUCAAAUUUAGGAAGGGUCAAAAACUGUGUGUCUGAGAGUUUGAAAUCCUGAAGUACGACCACACUAAAUUGCUCUAUUGGUUGUUAAAGCUAAGCCAAUGCUGAACAUUUUUAGUUACCAGUAACACUAUAUGGAAGUCAUUUGAUUUUUGAUAGUGUGGUGGAAUCGUUUCGAAUAUUUCAUUUGCACCAGUCAUUUAUGAGGACAGUGUCAACAGAUGCUUGGUUGCAAUGGAAAAGUGAGACAUACUCAAAAAAUAAAGUACUGACAAUACAGUAUGACAGGUAGCAAAAAGGUUUUAUAAUACUAUUAGAAAAAAAUUUCUAAUAUUUUGAGUAAUUCCAGGAUCUAAAGUCAUAUAGGCUGCAGUUUAAAUAUCCUGGGAUAUUAAAAAGGUAUCAUAUAAGAAGUCAACAAGUGUUCUUUGAUAACACAUUUAUUAGAGCAAUAAUUGUAAAUGGUUACCAUGCUGUAUGAUAUUUUGAUAAAAAUUAAAUAUUGUAUUUAUUUGAAAUACUGGGCUGUUCUGUGCAGCUCUGACUGUGCAUGUGCACUUUUUAUUGUUACUUUUAAUGAGAAACUUUAUACAUAUAAAUGUAUAUUAAUUGGGAUAUAUUAUGGUGAACUAUGGAGCAGUAUGUAUUAUAUGUUGAAGUUGAGUAUUUAAACAAGCAAAUUAUUUACUGGUGAAAGGAAUGCUUUGAAUGACUGAGCAAAAGAUAGAUAGAUGCUCUCCUCUUGUACACUAUAGUAUAUGCCAUUCAUACCACAUUGAAGUUUAAGAACAAUUAAACACAAAGAACAAGUUGCUCUGGUGAGCAGCAGAGCUGCAAAGCCACGUAUUUGGCAGGUUUGUGUCUUGAAAUAACUCCCAUUCCUCCCUAGCAGGUGUCAUUCCAUGUGCUUUCUGCUGGGGUUUCUAACACCUCUCCCUCUGCCUCCCACAAGGACCAGUCAUAUUGACUCGUGGUUCUUCAGCGUGACAAAAAUAAUGUGUCCAUCCCUGUGAAAUUAAGUGACUUGUAACAAACUUUCCUUCUGCAAAUUUUUCUGGGAGGACUAAUACCACGAGGCACAAGUAUUCUUAUAUUUUAUGUUUCUAAAAUACUGGUUUCAUACUGAAAAGUUACAAGUAAUUGUUAACGAGAGUCUGGAUAUUGCCCUAUGUUUGCUAAUGUUCAGAAUCUUGAAAGAUUUGAAGUAUUGAGUCUUAAACUUAUGUGGUAUAAAAAUAUUUUUAUAUAUAAAGCAACACAAACAAGCAUUUUGUAUUUUAUUUGCCUCUGUACUAAUGUUUAAUAAUGACCAAAGUGCAUUCUGGUUUUUGGAAGAAUGUAUUACUGGAGCUUUAAGAACAUACUAUAUUUAGUUUCUCAUGUGAAAACUUCAGCUGCCUCUGAUCUGUUUCUCCUUUCUCUGUUGUUUGACGUUGGGAUUGUUUUUAAAAAUUAAGUACAUUUUAUACACAGUUUUUUUCCAAAUUAUGGUACAGACCUACACAGAACUUAAUUUUGCACAAAAUAUCUUAAAAAAAAAAAAAAAAGAACAGCAGGAGUUCUAUGGGUGAUAAAAGAUAAGGCUGUUGCUUUUUACAGCCUGUCAUUAUUAACACCUAGAAGAAAACCAUUCUUUAGUCUAGAGUGGAAUUAUUUUUAGAAAUGUGAAAUAGUGACUAUAUGGCUUUCAUUACUUAAAAAAAAAAAAGGGUGGGAGAAAACACAGCGAUUUGGGUUGAAGGUGAAAUUAGUUUAACCAUGUAUACCUCAGCAACUAGCACUGUGCGGUUUGUUGCACUAACAAAUGGCGGCUUGGGGAAAGUAAAACAUUUGUGAAAUGAAAUUAAAAACAAUAAAAACCUUUAUUUGCUACCCUUAGGUAUAUUCAUUAUGUUAAAAAUGAGAGAGGUUUAUUCUCCAUCCCUUAAUGUGGAAAAUCCAGUAUAAGAAUAGAGGCAAGUAGAAAUAUGGCAGAUCUUGCGUUGUUAACUGUUAUUUUUUGCCACGUGUUUUGUAACUGAAAGUGUGAUCAGGCUUGGAAUAAAGCUUUCUGUGGCUGAUGGUAAAAAAGAAAAAAAA